Messenger RNA from Cylindrotheca closterium, 348 nucleotides. Lineage: Eukaryota; Bacillariophyta; Bacillariophyceae; Bacillariales; Bacillariaceae. The record is from the annotation of a GenBank genome assembly.
AUGAACGAGCAGCAGGAUGACCUAAAUGAGGGAUGGAAUGCAUCCCGCUAUCUUCGAGGAGAAGAUGGGGAUCAUGACUGUGAUGACAUCUGCGACCUUUUUGGAACUCCGUUGCCGCGAAUCCCACCUUGUGUAGUUGAGGACAUGCUAACUCACGAUUCCUCUGGUAUUGGAGUGGGCAUUGGUCAUGCAAACGAAGAGAGUAGCGAUGACAGCGAUCACACUGCUGAAGAUAAUGAUGAGGAUAAUGAUGACAAGGAUGGAGAUGCCAUGGAUUUUAUGGCUAUUGAUGACAAACCAGCAGCUAUUCAAGACUUGGAUAAAAUAUUAGAUCCUUGGGUAGACUAA